This is a messenger RNA of Lynx canadensis (Canada lynx), 3739 nucleotides long. RefSeq names its product leucine rich repeat containing 14B (gene LRRC14B). Bases 1686 to 3218 code for a protein of 510 amino acids. Gene Ontology annotation, cellular component: cytoplasm. The transcript is spliced from 3 exons. NCBI's taxonomy places the organism in Eukaryota, Metazoa, Chordata, Mammalia, Carnivora, Felidae. The record is from RefSeq and is a predicted model, not a curated record. Gene Ontology annotation, molecular function: protein binding.
AACACACGCCUCACUCUCUAUUUACACGCUUCAGGGGGCCCUGAGUGCUGCGUGCAGAGGCAAGGGGGCCAGCCACCCCUAACCCAGCCCCUCUUUGCAGUGACUGAGUGCACGUCGUUGGGGGCCGGUGGCCUCAGGCUCCCGGGGCUGUUCUCUGAGGAGGGCCCCCAGAGCGCCUGCCCUGCUGUCCCCAGGAGGGGCUCGCAGCAGCAGCUCCACAGCCAGUUCACCACAACCCUGUGAGGUAUUUGGAUGAGACUCAGCCCGGGGAGAAUCCCCGUCAGAGGGAGCAGAGGACCCUCGGCCCAGAUCUGUGCCUGAGGUCUGGGAAUGAGGUGCUCAUGCUGGGAGCUCCUGAUGCACCCCUACCGCAGCUGCUGGCCACCCCCACCCUCAGCAUGCCAUGGGCCCUGCCUGCCUGGCCAUCACCUGGCCUCCCGCCACUCCUUCUGGGGCUCCUCAACCCCAGUCCACAGGCUCAGAGGGCUAGCCGGCCCAGAUCUCCACCCCCGCACUGCUCUGAACUCCCCCGUGCUCCGAGGGCUGUGCCAAGGUUGGGGUGGAAACACACGGACCCCUGGUUCCGUUGGGGAGGUCCAAGCAGGCUUGGGGUGUCUCAGAGCAAGGUGGGCCCUCUGCAACCCUGUUUCCUGCAGUUCCAGGCCACACAGGCCCAUGGGCGACAGUCCCCUGGAGUAGCCCUCAGUGAGAUGUGUCCCAGACACAGAGGGUGCCUUUGAGUAUAAUCGGAAUAUUGGUUCUCUUUCCUUUUUAACAAGGCAUGUGUAGACAGUGGGGCUGCCGGUCACCACCUGUGGGCCUGGGUCCCAGGUUGGGGUGAGGGCACAGCAGCUAGGCCUGAGGUCUGGGGUGUAGAGAGCGCCCCAAGAGGACCACCCCUCUCCAGAUGGAGCAGAAUAAUAAUAAGCAGGGAAAGCCUAGGUAGACAGAAGACUUCAGUGAGUUUCCUGCUGCAGGUGUCUUCCCCACGAGACCCCCAUUCUCCAGGCGGCAGCACCACCAGACCAGCCACCUGGAACAGGGGCGGGUGGACGGGCAGGGUCCCCACCAGAGGGACUUUGCGACUGUGCGUUUCCCAGCUGCUCUGAGCUGUUUCCAUUGUUACUUUGUUUCAGUGCUGACUUGUUCCGAACUCCAGGAACAUAAAUAAAUGGGACCUGUUUUUCUAAGACACGGUCACGCUGCUCUUACUCGGUUCUGUUGUGCCCAGGGACGUCACCAGCAUGCGUCACCCAGGGAGCCUGGCUCCCAUGACUCUGUGGGGACAUGCACAGCGGGACCUUUGUCUGGGGUCUCCCUGGUCCACGCCCAGGGCCACGUUGCCCGCUGCAGCUCCCAAGCGCGGGCCCCCCUGCGGUGGGCACAAGCGGCACUCUUCAGGGGCCCGGUGCUACUUAGCCAAGCACUCGGGCAGCUCUGCUUUCACCAGCUGAGCGCUCCAAGGACAGGCUGGCCACUGGCAGACGCCUCCAGGGCCAGAGGCAAAUAAGCACCCACGACCAAAAUAGCUGUCAGAUGACCAGAGGGCCCGCUCGCCACCUUUGGCCCAAAGGCGAGCUGCUCACAGCAGCUGCAGCUAAAAAUAAGCGAGAAGAGCACCCAUCUUUGGGAGAAUCGCAACGGGAGAGCACCGUCCUGCCUUCGGGCCGCCACAGGCAGGCACGAUGAGGUCGCUGCGCUUCAUUUCUGCUGAGGCCCUGGUGUCUCACCCCCAGGUGGCCAAGCAGAGCCUGGAUGGUGUGGCCCACAAUCUCUACCCACUCCUGUUCAAAGCCAGCUACUUGCUGGAGCAGGCAGAGGUGAUCCGCACCCUGCUGGAGCGCUGGCCGCUGGAGGAGUUCUGGCUGAGUGCGCUGCUCGGGCCGCGCUCGGAACCCCCGGAGGACUUGCGGGACCGCGCCUGCCGGGCCUGCCUGGAGGCCUGUGUGCAGGGCCUCGCGGACCACGUGCUCCGGGCCGGGGGCCCGAGGCGGCUGCGGGUGGCAGACCUCACAGGCAUCCGAGACGUGCAGGUGCAGCAGUGCCCCUGUGGCAGGGCGCUGGGCAGGUGGGGCCGCACGGAGCUGCUGGCCCGGACCUGCUGCCGGCUGCAGGCAGAGCCCCUAGUGGCCCGGCGCCCCAUCCAGGUCCUUGCUGACCUCUUUGUCACAGAGGGCAACUUCAAGGUGGUGGUGCAGGCCCUGGGGCCAUCAGGCCCUGCCCCACUGCGUGUGCACUGCCUUUCUUUCCGCGCUGACAGCCUGGGCCCCAGCCAGCUGCUGCACGUGCUGCGUCUGGCCGGGCCGGGUGAGCUGCGCAGGCUCGAGGUGGUGCACAACGUGCGGCUGCAUGCGGGACACGUGCAGCAGCUGCUGGCCCAGGUGGGCUUCCCCCAGCUGGCCUCGCUCACCCUGCCUGCCAAGGCCUUCGACGCGCCCCCCACCAGCACCCCAACCCCCGACGGCGAGGACCCCCUCCUCACCUCCAUCGCCUGGGAGCUCAGCCAGAUGACCCAGCUCACAGAGCUGAGCGUGGCCUUCUCCACCCUGACAGGGAAGAUUCGGAAACUGCUUGGCCCCCUGAGGACACCGCUGAGGGUCCUGGACCUGGCCAACUGCUCCCUGAACCAUGCGGACAUGGCCUUCUUGGCAGACUGUGCCCACAGCACGUGUCUGGAGGUGCUGGACCUCAGUGGGCACAGCCUGCUCGGCCUGUUCCCCUCGACCUUCUUCAGGCUGCUGGGCCGGGCUGCCCAGACACUGAGGAUCCUCACCCUGGAGGAGUGCAGCAUCGAAGACAGCCACGUGAGCAUGCUGAUAUUGGCCCUGAGCCCUUGCCACGAGCUCUGUGAGCUUCGCUUCCUGGGGAACCCACUGUCGGCCCGGGCCCUGAGACGCCUCUUCACAGCUCUCUGUGAGCUGCCCAAGCUUCGGUGCGUAGAGUUCCCAGUGCCCAAGGACUGCUACCCUGAGGGCACCGCCUACCCCCAGGAUGAGCUGGCCAUGUCCAAAUUUGACCAGCAGAAAUACAAUGUGAUUGCUGAGGACCUCCGGGCUGUGCUGCUUAGGGCCGGCCGGGGGGACAUCCAAGUCUGCACGCCCCUCUUUGGGAGUUUUGACCCAGAUAUCCAAGAAACAAGCAAUGAACUUGGAGCUUUCUUGCUGCAAGCUUUCAAAACUGCUCUAGAAAACUUUUCUAGAGCGUUGGAACAAAUGUAGUAGGCCCUUGAGCAGGCCAAAGGGGGCCUUGUAGUUCAGCUGCACGACACCCCGGGCAUCCUGAGUCAGCAGGCUUGGGCAUCCGCUCCCCCGGCCACCACCAUUUGAAGCAUCUCUUAGUGAAACUCGUGUGUGACGCCCAUUAAGCACUAGAGGAGUGGAAACUCUGGCUCCAGGAAAGGUGACUCAAGGCCACUUUGGUGUCAGAGCUCCACGGGGACCCACGAGCUGUCCGCCACCGUGGUAGUGGUGAACAGCGGAGCAGUGCCGGGCGGGAUGGGAGCAAGGAGAGGGAGCCCAGACAUCAGGCCAGGGCCAGGAAGACACCAGAACCUGUCACAGAACAGGUUGUCUGUACCAUGUCUGGGUGGUUUGAGUGAUUGAGUCCUGAUGCAUAAAUGCUUAAUUACAAUGUCGGGGCUAGGUUUCUAUUGAGAUCUGACUCAUACGAAGGGCUGAGUGUUAGGAUGAUUACAUACUAAUAAAACAGCAGUGUGACUUAUUCGGACGUGGCUUUAAUU